AUGAAAUCUUUGGGCUCGCAUUCCCUCAUCGGUAUCUCUACGUUCGCUUUUGAAGGAGCGACAGGAAGACGUGUACGAGAAAGCGAAGCUGCGUUCCAUGGCUCGGAGUUGAAGCGGCAUGGCAGCCCUCACCUGUACCAUGGCCAGCCAUCAUGUCUUGAAAUUUUCUUGACAGCAAGACCUCUUCCAAUUUCCUCCCCUACUCGCCGAGAGCUUACCACAGAGAUUCCCAGACUCGACCGAGGCACGCUGGGGUUCUCCGGGCUUCAGAAGACACGUGGCUGCGCUGCAAUGGCAGAAUGCCGCAUGGGAAUUCUCGAUUGGAAGCUUAUGAUAGUCGCAAAUACUACGCUGGCCUUCCGAGGGUAUCUAGCGAUGCAUGAGGUCAAUACGGACAACCUUCCUCCUCCUCCGCCUCCACCUGGAACCCGAAUCUUUCAGCUUUCUCCGGAAUCAUCACGCACAGAUACGGGCUUCCCUGAACACAGGACAUGUCUGGAGCAACACCGCAGGUCGCCAUACCGACCAUGGAUGGCCAAGCGUAACAAAUUCUUAUCUCAGCUCAUUUGCAUCUCGGCAAAGCGGCGCUUGAGAUGUAGUUCUAUCAACGCUGUUUGGAAUUCUCAAGUCACGAAACUUCUCGGGGCCAGCAAUUCAAUGGUGGGCCAACAACCACAGAUCACCCCCACGAGUCUGCUGGCGACAAUCUUCGGACAUCUCAAGAACAUCUAUGUCCCAUCGGCUGAUGAUGAUGGGUCGGGCUCGCUCAUGUCACAUUCUGGGGUUCAAUUUCGGCAAGCCAGCGUGCCGGAAAGCUUCGAGCGGUGCAAGAAGAAAUCACCAGAAGCAAGCGGAAGCAACUUCUGUUGCUUACACGAGAGUGGCCACUCGUCUGGUGCGCGAGAGCUGUGUCCAGCUUUCUUUGUAGGCGCCGUGUGA
Messenger RNA from Pseudocercospora fijiensis CIRAD86, 939 nucleotides. RefSeq lists its product as uncharacterized. The transcript has 5 exons. The record is from RefSeq and is a predicted model, not a curated record. Lineage: Eukaryota; Fungi; Ascomycota; Dothideomycetes; Mycosphaerellales; Mycosphaerellaceae. Bases 1 to 939 code for a protein of 312 amino acids.